Molecule: messenger RNA, 573 nt
Organism: Plasmodium reichenowi
Lineage: Eukaryota; Apicomplexa; Aconoidasida; Haemosporida; Plasmodiidae
Product: secreted ookinete adhesive protein, putative
Exons: 1
Coding region: 1-573 (190 amino acids)
Source: RefSeq, a predicted model, not a curated record
AUGAAAAAUUUUACUUGUUUUUUUCUUUUAACACUCCUUCUUACGUUAGCAUACGGUAAAGGAGUAAGAAACAAAUCCGAAAAUAGAACUCCAUAUAUUCAUUACCAUAAUAAUAGUAAUAUAAAGAAUUAUUCAGCUAUAGAUAUAUUCUCACCCAAAAAAACUGGAAAGGAAUGUAUUAAAUGUCUCCCAGAUAAUUUUUGUGAAUGCGAAUGUAGUUGUAAAAAUAAAACAGGUUUUUCAAUGAAAUAUAGACAUGCCAGUAAGGGAUCUAAAAGAUAUCGUAAAAAAAUGACAAAGACAUCUUCUCGUUCCAGACAAUGUAACGACUUGCCACUUGAAAAAUCAGAACAAGUAACCGAACCGGAAUUGGAACCUGAAGUGGAACCUGAAGUAGAACCAGAAGUAGAACCUGAGGUCGAGCCCGAAGUAGAACCAGAGGUUGACCCCGAAGUUGAUCCAGAAACCGACCAAGGAACAGGAUCACAAAAUAAUAUAACCGAAUGCUAUUCCUCCUGCAAAAGUGUUACAGGAGUUCAAACAGAAGAAUGUAGUUGUUCUUGUUCAUGUUAA